Penaeus vannamei (Pacific white shrimp) is the source of this 3221-nucleotide messenger RNA. RefSeq names its product vesicle-associated membrane protein-associated protein A. Gene Ontology annotation, molecular function: FFAT motif binding. The record is from RefSeq and is a predicted model, not a curated record. Gene Ontology annotation, cellular component: plasma membrane; endoplasmic reticulum membrane. NCBI's taxonomy places the organism in Eukaryota, Metazoa, Arthropoda, Malacostraca, Decapoda, Penaeidae. Gene Ontology annotation, biological process: endoplasmic reticulum membrane organization.
GGCGCAAGCGCUGUGUGCUUCUCGCUCGUCCAUCCGUGUGCGAGGGUCUGCCCUUCAUUUCUCUCAAAUACUGGCUUCUCCGAGCGUGAUUGACGCCCAGAAUGUCCAAAGCUGAACAGGUGUUGACCUUAGAGCCGUCCCAGGAACUCAAAUUCAAAGGUCCCUUCAACGAUGUCGUCACAUCCCAACUUAAGCUCUCCAAUCCUUCAGAUAAAAGAGUGGGCUUUAAGGUGAAAACUACAGCUCCUCGACGGUACUGUGUUCGGCCAAAUUCUGGGUUGGUAGAGCCUCAUGGUGCUGUCAGUGUGGCGGUGAUGCUCCAGCCAUUUGAAUAUGAUCCACACGAAAAGAACAAACACAAGUUUAUGGUGCAAAGUCUAUUUGCUCCAGAAGGAGAAGUCAACCUUGAUCUGUUGUUCAAGGAAGCUGACCAGAGUCAGUUGAUGGAUUCAAAACUAAGGUGCGUAUUUGAAUUACCAAUGGAUGCAACACAAGCACCACAGAAUAACAUUGAUGCCGCGCCUGCAGCUCAGCCACAAGUUGAAGUUCCCAAGCCCUCUCCUAAGGCCAAUAACAUUGAAGCGGAACUCAGGAAGGCUGGCGACGAAAUUAAACGACUGCGAGAGGAAAUUAGUGCACUUCGUCAAGAGAAUCUUCAGCUUAAGGAGGACUCCCUGAGGCAGCGCACACAUGCCAGCAGCACAGGAGAGAAGAAGACAGUGGCUGCUAGCGUCAUCCAGCAUCAUGAUACGCAACAAGGCAACCCAAUGAUGCAUUUGGUUGCUGCUCUCAUCAUCGCUCUUGUUGGCUAUAUUCUCGGCAAAUUUAUCCUUUGAAGAAUUCCCAGUACCAUUGCCCAGGAUCACUAGGUAGCAAUCGGCCAUUUUUUCUCCCACAACCAACACACUAAUUGCCCUCGUCAAACUUUUUUUGUAGGGCAGGUUCAUCAUUUGGUGGACUCUAGUUGCUAGCUGGGAAUAUUGGAAUAUUAUUAGCUAUCAUCUAUAGCUGUCUGCCUUCUUCAAAUACGGAAUAGCAUUUGGCCUUGAUUAAUUUACCAUAACAGUUUUUGAUAUUAAAAUUUUUAUUGAGUUAGAUUGAAAAAAAAUAAGCUGCCUUCAAUUUGACAGUGUUUGAGACUCUGAUGGAGUCUUAAGCACUUGGACAAAUGUGUGGGGAAAAAAAUCAUAAUGUAAAGAAACCCAGUUAGCUUGCUUUAAUGUAUAUCACUUUCAGGCAUUCUAGGCAGAAAGAUUAAUCAAGAGGAAAUACAGCCUUUUUGAAACUUAUUAUGAAAUAUAAAUUUGAAUUUGUACAUUUUGUCGUGGAAUAAUUUAUUUAAUACUGCAUAGUCAUACAACUUCGCAUUAUAAAAGAUAUCCCUUUCGUUUAUGAAAAUAUUAUACAUUAGUUUUAUAUAUAUAUGGAGUAUGCAAAAUAAUGCAAUUUUGGCCAGAAGCAAAUAGCAUUUGCAUUUCAUGAUGCGUCACUUUUGCCUGUGAUUAGUUAUUAAACAUUAUGAAAUAUUCAUGUGCUCUUUCAAUAUGUAUCAUUUAGCAAUAGGUAAAGUAUAUGAUGUCUUCUUUUGUUUGGUACAGAGGACAAUUCUUUACCAGUGCGUUGUUUCACAUCUUGAAGUUUAAAAGAUAUUUGGAUUAUUUUAAUGUAAAAUAGUAACUGUUAUGCUGUAACAUCCUUUAAUAACAUUUCCAUAGCAGAACUUAUAAAAGACUAUUUUGUCAGAUAAGCCUCUCUUGCUUUUUUUUAUUUUAUUUUUUUAUGAUUUAUAUAUUUUUUUUUAUGACUACCUUAGUUUAUUAUUUUAAACUCAUUUAUGAUUAGUCAUACUCUACACUUAGACUAACCCGUUUCACAGUGUAUCACAUUUAGCAUACAUACAAUCGAUACAAUUUUUAAUUUAUUUCUCAUGGAGGGGUUUUGAUUUUUGUGGAAUCACUUUACUCAGUACCCUUUUCUGGUCAUUGGUAUAUAUCAGCUAUUCAGUCUAAGACAAAGUCCUGGUGAAGAGUCUCGUGCAAAGCUCUUCUCUCCCUUCCAGCCCCUUACCCUUAUCCCUCCCUUACCUUAAUCCUACUGGCCAAGGAUAUAAAGCAGUCCUGAUAGUAACAGAUUUAUUAAUCUAUAUAAGUGUUUGGAUUCGAUGGACAACUUGUUCUCGAGUCAUGGUGGAGAUCGGUUUGUUAGAGAUUUACAGGGUUGACGCAGUAGAGGGCAACGUAGGAGUCAUUCACUCAAGCGUAGAUAGAAGUAGGUUUGAACCAUAGCCUCCAGAGACAUUCAAGGGACUUACACAAGUACUUCCCCACAGAUGAGAAUGUGGGGCUCCUCUCUCCAAGGGCAACUCAUUGUAAGAAUGUAGCUUACAUACAUAUGAAAACCAUGCAGCCCUUCAUAAGGUGUGACUUGGCAUUGUCUUACACUGAAGUUUGGUCUGACCAGUGAUUUUCAGUCUGUACUUGGGUGAAACAGGUUAGAAAUAUUUAUAUGCAUUUCUGAAGUUAGUCUAUUAACAGGAAGUGGAAUAGGGCUUAAUUUCACUGGUCAGGUUACAUUUUUGUAAUGUUAUUCCAGCUUAAAAUACCUAUAUGAAAAUUAUGGUCUGUGUUAGGUUUGUCAAUCCUUUUUUGUACAUUACACUGUAGUAUGCAAGAGCUGUUUGUACAAAAGGUGAAGUCUCCCCUUGUAUAUAAGUUGGUGUGAUAUGUUCUUGUCUUCAAUCACAUUUGUAUUUUUUUUAAGUAAAUUUCUUUGCUUCUUUCCCCACUGGUAGUUUAUGUACAUUACCCUCUUUAUUCAUUGUCAGUUACUAGUCAAUUGUAAACAUGUGUGGGUAAACUUCCAUCAGUAAUUUGGAAAUGUUUGAUAGCACUUAGUUAUCAUACUAUAAAAAUGCUUACAAGUUUCUUACAUAUGUGAACAUUUUCUAGUAAACAUUUGCUAGGUACACUUCCUUUGCACGAGACAGAUGGAAGUCAUUAGGGACAAGGGUCUGACUUAAAACUCAAAUGCUUUGAUUGGUGGAGCCAUUGUGUUAUAAUGUUUACUGCUGCGUGUCUGCAACUAACUUUGGACAGUAUAAAGGAGUAUAGCCAGUGUAUUUUUCACACUUGUUUGUAACACCACGGUGGUCAGUCCCGGGGUUUUGUACCCAUGUGUACAGUGUGCAGCGUGUCAUAAUAAAUAUGUCACACCUUAAUGUA